AAAAAUAUGUAUCUGAUUGUUCGUUUUAAAUUAUUUUUCUAAACGCAAUUUCUUAACCAUACUGUGAGACUCUUGUUUUACCUCGAAAGGCAAACAUCACAUAUAUUUCAUUUUAACGUCUGCUCUUCCCAAAUAGCGUGGUAGCUCAUUACUAUAUGGCUUUAUUUUGGAGGUCUGGCCCGGCAGUCUGUGGCCACACUGGAGCAGAUUAGAUUGUUGGCGGAUGGGGGCGCUUCACCGCCAUUUGAAACACACAUACACACACACACGCACACAUUCACAGUCUCUGCCUCAGCUACGUAGUGCGAGCAGCCUCGAAAGUAGGCUUGAAGAUGAAGUGAGCAACAGAUUAGAAAACGAAAUUCCCUAAAGCUAAGCGGUACAGACCCGAUCCAACGAUUGGGUGAUGUGAAAAUCCUGAUCGGAGAGAUCGAUCGUUCUGGGACAAGCAGACUGAAGUGAGGGAGCAGGACUUUUCAAGCUCGCUGGUGUUCACGCUGGCCACCAGAUGAACAAGUUCUGAAAAGUCGGUCUGCGUUGUCCUUGCAGUUUUCCAAACGAGACUUCAAAUUCACAUCAUGGCUGUCUCGUCAUCCACCUCCCCCAACCUCCUGCUCCUUGUCCUGGUUUCCUCCCUGGAUUGGCUGACUGCUCCAGGGUCUGCAUUUCUAAUGGGCCGGGACCCUCUGACAUCAUCAGCUACCCUUGAACCUCAUUUCACAGAGUGUAUAUCCAGAGAGCAGGAGACAUUCCGAUGUUGGUGGAACCCAGGUGACUUCCACAACUUGUCCUCACCUGGAUCUCUCAAAGUCUUCUACCUUAAGAAAGAUUCCCCUACCAGUGAAUGGAAAGAGUGUCCAGAGUACAUCCAUUCAAACAGGGAGUGCUUCUUUGAUAUAAACCACACCUCCGUCUGGAUCCCUUACUGCAUGCAGCUUCGCAGCCAUAACACAACCUAUUUCAACGAGGACGACUGCUUCACUGUGGAGAAUAUCGUGCGCCCUGACCCUCCAGUGUCUCUAAACUGGACCCAGCUGAAUAUGAGUCCCUCUGGAGUGAGUUAUGAUGUCAUGGUCAACUGGGAGCCCCCGCCCUCUGCAGACGUCAGGGCAGGCUGGAUGCGCAUUGAGUACGAGAUCAAGUACAGAGAGAAAAAUACCACAAACUGGGAAGCAUUGGAAAUACAGCCACAUAUCCAUCAGACGAUCUAUGGUCUGCACAUAGGGAAAGAGUACGAAGUGCACAUCCGCUGCAGGAUGCAGGCCUUCACUAAGUUUGGAGAGUUCAGCGACUCCAUCUUCAUACAAGUGACUGAGAAUCCCUUCAAGGAGUCCACUUUCCCACUCACUUUAGUGUUUAUUUUUGGGAUUGUGGGCAUCCUUGUCCUCAUCAUGCUCAUUAUCGUCUCACAGCAGCACAGAUUAAUGAUGAUUCUGUUGCCACCAGUUCCUGCACCCAAAAUUAAAGGCAUUGAUCCUGAGCUGUUGAAGAAGGGGAAACUGGACGAGUUGAAUUUCAUCCUGAGCGGUGGAGGGAUGGGUGGCAUGCCAACCUAUGCGCCUGACUUCUACCAAGACGAGCCAUGGGUGGAGUUUAUUGAGGUGGAUGCCGAGGAUACAGAUGCUGGAGAGAAGGAGGACAACCAAAGCUCAGACACCCAACGACUCCUGGGGGUGCACCAGCCAAUCGGCCACCACAUGAACAUAGGGUGCUCCAACACCAUGGGUUUACCUGAUGAUGACUCAGGCCGGGCCAGCUGUUACGACCCAGAUCUGCCCGACCAUGACGCCCUAAUGCUGACGACCACCCUGCUGCCUGGCCAACCCGAGAGCAGGGAAACCUCAUGUGAUGGUGUGGACAGAAUCCCAGCUCUAGAGAGAGAUGAUAGACCCCUAGUUCAAACCCAGACUGGAGGGCCUCAGACUUGGAUCAACACAGACUUCUACGCCCAGGUCAGCAACGUGAUGCCAUCUGGAGGGGUGGUUCUGUCUCCUGGCCAGCAGCUUCGAAUCCAGGAGAGCGUCUCGGCCACAGAGGAGGAGGCACAAAAGAAGGGAAGAGAGCAGAAAGGGAGCGAGGACUCUGAGGAGCGAAAGAAGAAGGAGCUGCAGUUUCAGCUGCUGGUAGUGGAUCCUGAAGGGAGCGGCUACACCACAAAGAGCAGUGCCCUGCAGAUCAGCACUCCCCCCAGCUCUCCGAUGCUGGGUGAGGAGUAUCAAACCAUACACCCUCAGCCAGUGGCGACCAAACCUGCAGCCACAGCAGAGGGAAAUCAGUCCCCUUACAUCCUUCCUGACUCUCCACAAUGUCCGUUCUUUGCCCCUGUUGCAGACUACACAGUGGUUCAGGAGGUGGACAGUCAGCACAGUCUGCUACUAAACCCUCCUCCUCCACGUCAGUCUACCCCUCCCUCCCUAACACAGCACCCCUUAAAGGCUCUACCUGCUAUGCCUGUUGGGUACAUCACCCCAGAUUUGCUGGGGAACCUCACACCAUGAACUGAAACGGACAAUUGUAGCCUUUAAGGUGUUUGCUUGUUCGACCAGGAAGUCCCCUGCAUUCACAAAAGCCUGUUUCUACCUGAUCCCUGCUUGAUAAAAAAAAAAACUCUCAGCACACAGGAUGUGAAGAGUGUACAGGUGUUUUGUUUUCAGAGUGUGCUGAAAGGGAGAUAUAACAAGCUGUAUUCUUGACUAAUUUACCUCUGCUACAUCAGUUAAUUGGAUGCAGAGGUGGAAAAAAAGUAAACAUCACAAACCAAAUGUGCAGCCAGUCUUGUUUGUUGACGUCCAUGCACGCAAAGAAAAGGCUGUGACUGUGAUCGAGUCAAAAUAUAUUAGCAGCACACUGCCAAACUGCCUCGGUUUGCAUUUCGUGUGGCUAAUUAUGUUAGAUUAAAGCAAUGGUAUGUUGAAGUCUUAAUCCAGCUGAGAGACGUCAGUGAGUGAUUUAUUGGGAGAAGACAAGCACAUUCUAGUCAUGUUUUCAUGCCCCGCCAAGACAAAGUCAUUGCUCCAAGAGAUGUUUUCCUCCAAAUCCUAUUAGUCCUUCAUUAGAGAUAUAUUUUUAUACAGAGAGGCAUUAGCUUAAGGACUGAUCCACCCUAAAAUCCAGUUGAAACACAACUAUGCAGUUUCACUUGCAUUCCUAGCUUUAUUUUGUUGAAGGGUAUGUUGUUGAUAUUUUUCAUGAGAAAUUGGCCAGAUAGAUUAGAUGAUGUCAGGACUAUGUCUGUCUCUACAGCAACAAUAGAGUUUGAAAACACACUGCACAUGCACACGCACAGGGAGACAUGAGUUAUUGGGAUGAAAAAGUAUCAACAAAUUCAAAAGAGUACAUACAUAUACAACCAUUAUUAUGUAUUUCCUUUCUUUUGGGAGUCAUUGGAAGGAAUUGUGAGAAAUAAAGGAAAUCACUUACUGUAAGUGGAGUAAAUGUCACUGAUAAAGGGAAAUUCCAACAUUCCUAGGAUGCAUUAAAUAUUACAGACUCAUUAUGAAUUUUCUUUACACCUGGUUAAUUGUUCUACAUUUUAUUCUGACAUCCACACCAAGAACAUGUUACAGUGCUGAUCAGCUGUAAGAGGAACUAGUUACUCAGAUUCACUCAGAGCUAUGAGCCACUCAGUACAAACUGUGCUAUAGUACACUAAGUGCCUUGCUCAAGGGUACAAUUAUAUAGCUAUUCAGCAGAAUCGCAGGGAAACGCCCAGCCAGCAGAAAGCAUAUUUCACCUUGUGACAGCAGACAAGUCUCACCUUUAAAAAAACAGCACUCAUUCAUAAUCUGUCCUUUGAACAGAAUACUUAAGAAGCUAACUUUCUACUCACUGAGUUAUACUCUCUUCAUGUUUGAUUGUUAUUGCAGGGAAAGUGACUGGAACAAAUUGAAAGACUGUGAACGUAGGCGAUUAGCUUGAAAUAUAUCUGUAAAGUGCGCCCUGUUAACAAACCGUGCCUGUGAACAUGUUACUGGAUCACCAUGUAUUGGCUCAAGAAUGCUAACAAAGCUUAGAUUUGUAUAUUUAUUAAUAGCUAUAGAUGAUACAGUGCUAAACCUCUCUGUGCAUUGAUUCGCCACAAUAACCUGCACAUGCACUAACACUAAGAUGUGUGCAUGCACGCUUACUUGCCACAUUCAAAUAUCUGCCUUAUGUCAGAUUUAAUUUAGCCUUCCUGACAGAGUCAUAAAAGCGUGGGGCAAGUCCGAGGAAAUAGUUACAAGGGUGAAAAUGUUCCGAGACCAUUAAAACUGUAAUUUACACAUUUCCAAUCAUGCUCAUAAAACUGGCCGCGACUUUCAAACCAAAAGUGCUGAUCAGGGAAAGUUCUGAAAAGCUUUGAGUUGCAAGUUCUGCAACAACUACAACCACAAAUGUGCAUUUCUAUUUCAAGUAUUUGCCCCCAAACUUUUCUUAAAAUAACUAAUAUAAUAAAGACAUUAUUUAGGUAUAAUAAGCUGCUUUAUCUCUAGCUUAGCAACACUAGCUUGUAGUGUAAUCUUAGCUUAGGUUCAUCGUCAGUGGAAGCUUUUUAUACCAGCCUGUGUGGGUGAGAAAAGUGAAGAGGAGACCUUUUGUAAAAGCUUUUGUCUCCUCAUGUGUUUUACAUCCUAUGAAUUCAAUCAUAAAUACUUUGACAGUAUGCCUGUGGCGAACACAGCAGCAUGGCAUACUGCAAACAAUAAGCUAUCUAACUUUAGGCCUACAGAGGUUUUGUUGUGAAACACAAUGCAUUUUCAUUUCAACAAUUCAAUGAAUGGGUUUGACGCACUGUUAUGGUAUAGCAUCAGUGUAGCCUUCAAGUAGGGCCAUCUCAAUAUAAACACAACAUCCUCAAGGUGAAAAGAGAACACAUCCCACCUUUGGAUUGUGUUCUUUUGAAAUCAUCCUUGAGAAGAAGCAUGAUAAUGACUCAGACAGAGAACGCUUUCGUUUUUUGUAUCAGACAAUCUCACAGUGAAGAGAGACACAGCAAGAGCCAUAACAUGACAAUUCUAUACAAUGUGAAUAUGAUAAAUAUGUGCCAUUUCUCUUUCUGUACUCUAAAAGAGCUCAGUGUUCUGUUGUUGCUGCCUAGUGCUGAUGAUACCAGCAAGUCAAUGCUGUUGCAAAAUGUCUUAAUAUAUAAAUAGUGCUGUAAAUGACAGUUAUAUUUUUAUGUCACUAAUGUUACUAAUCACAAUGUAUUGCUGCUCGGUACAUGUAUUUUUCCUGCAUUUUAGCCUUUCUGUGGUGGGAAGAGGUCAUCCAAGAGAGUGCAGGUAUAAAUGUGUGUGAGAAAAACUGCAUAUUGGAUGAGAAGUGGAGAAACUGGAUGAUAUGAUUUGGUUCAGUUAUUUGUUCAGCCAUCAGUAGCAUUUCAAGCUGCAACAUGGUCACUAUUCUCAAACGUUUUACCGUGUUAACACUGAUCCAAAGAUCCCCAGAAGUGCUCUCUGUAUAAUGUUUCAUGUACAAUGAAGGAAGAUCAGAUAUUGGACAAAGCACAGUCAAGGUUCUGUUUCGGUUGUGUCAUGGUAAUUGUGGAUAUGUACAAACUGUAAUAUGCAAUGCAAUUAGAGUAUUGAGAAAAAGUUUGAGGAAAAGGUGUUUUCCUCUGAGGUAAGAGAGAGGGAAAUCUAUUUUGGGGUGCUUUUAUUUUGUUUCAUUUUUUAUUUUAUUUUUUGUUUACGCUUACUGUAAUGGUGUUUACUACAUUGUGUCUGCAAAUAUUCUGUUAGUUCACAAUGAGCUCAUCCUUAAUGUAGAGUAAAAGUUUGCUUCUUUUAUUAUGAGCUUUUAAAUGUUGCAGACACUUUAGAGCAAGCACUUUUACCCACACCCUACAGUACUCUGUUCCAAAUAGUAUUCAGAUGUCUUUUAUUUUGGACUAAAUCAAGUCUAAAUGUUGUCAUAAAACAGCAUUAUGUUCUUUAUUCAGCACAAUAAUCACAAAAUGAGGAACCUUUGAUAUGAAUAAGCUUUUGUUCUACAGAGUUUAUGUGUAUAGGAUGUAUUUUACACUACCAGAUUGAUAGAAUGAUGUACUGUAAUGGAGUAUUUAAUGUUUGCUCUAAGAUUUAUGGAUAGAUGGAGCAGGUAGGUAAAGUCUUUUAUGAAGUCAUAUGAAAAUACAGACAGAGUGAAAUAGUUAUGCUUUAACUCUACACUCUUAACCUUAUUCCCAUUAAUAAUUUUGGCAUUUAAUUAUUGAAAAGUGCAUUUAAAGGGGCUACAGUGUUUUAUAAUGAUGCCUUUUCCCCUCCAGCGUCUUGGUUAUGUUUGAAAUCCAGGCUUGAAUUUGUCGCUCUUUAAUGUCUGGAAGUAAUUUUCGGAGCUGGAAUUUUCUCUGGUUGCUACUUUUUAUCAAACAAAGAGAGUUCAGCCAGAUAUGUCUGUCAGCUGGUUUGGGGGAAACGGUUAAAUUCUUGACUAAACUACAGCAUUUACACCCUGGUUAUUUUUUUAAUUCAGUGGCUCUGCUUUAUAGUUCUGUCCAUGAGUUAUUUAUUUGUCUGCUCACAGCCCUCAGAUCCCCCCUCCACCUUAUCUGACAGCGGUGGAUGAGGCAGCAUGAGUAAUGUGUGCGCUGUUAUUCUCCACAGUGUGUCAUCCAGGCUCAUAAAACUAGAAAUAUUCUGCAUAUCAGAGUUGGAUCGGCUGCAUAGCAGCCGCAAGUGUUGGAGAGUCAACCAUCAUAUAUCAGUUUUGCAUUGGCCUCAUUAAUUUAAGUGGCCUCCCUCCAUUUUUUCUUUUUUUUUCUUUUCUCAAUAGUUUUUUUUGUAACCUCUUGACCCCUGGAGCCACUGUCCUUCUCAGUUGAUUGUUGUUUUUCAAGGCCAAAAAUUGUUGAUCUUUUAUGAUAUGAUAUUGUCCUCUUAACCAGCAGAGCCUUUUGCAGGUGUUGUAUGUGUAAUCGAUCUGCUUUCAGCAAGUUACACAAUAAAUGUAUAUGCAGCAUCUCA
This is a messenger RNA of Notolabrus celidotus (New Zealand spotty), 6944 nucleotides long. RefSeq names its product growth hormone receptor a (gene ghra). The record is from RefSeq and is a predicted model, not a curated record. Bases 579 to 2498 code for a protein of 639 amino acids. Gene Ontology annotation, biological process: cytokine-mediated signaling pathway. Lineage: Eukaryota; Metazoa; Chordata; Actinopteri; Labriformes; Labridae. The transcript is spliced from 10 exons. Gene Ontology annotation, cellular component: external side of plasma membrane. Gene Ontology annotation, molecular function: cytokine receptor activity; protein binding.